This is a messenger RNA of Porites lobata, 1642 nucleotides long. Lineage: Eukaryota; Metazoa; Cnidaria; Anthozoa; Scleractinia; Poritidae. The record is from the annotation of a GenBank genome assembly.
CGGCCCAAGGCAAGAGAAAAGCCCUCGUUCUCUCGGAGAACGAAGAGCAGGCUACAACCAGCUCUACAACUUCAAAGAAGUCCAAAAAACAAGGUUUGGACAUUUGAGCAAGUGGAACUUGUUUUGAGGUACAUAAAAGAUUACAAAACGAAGUGCGACUUCAGUGGAAUAGAUUUCGAAGCGGACCUAGCUUCCGUGUAUACAGAAAUACGUCGUUGUAUGGCCGUCGAUUUCCCAGACGAUUUUGGCCCUGAAGUUCUUACUGAGCCCACGAAAUCACUUAAAGCGAUGAGUGAGGAAGAACAUGAAGCUUUCAAGAGACAACGCGAUACUGAACGUUCUCAGACCAAGAAAGGUUACGACAGAGUGAAAGAGAAGAUAAGAAACGUCAGGCAAGAUUUCCGCGCAGCAGUAAACAAGGGAACAGGAAGCGGUAGUGGAAAAAUUGUGCAAGAAAAUUUUGAGCUGUUGUCUGAAAUAUGGGGUGGCUCGCCCGCUACAACGUCCUUGUCCUUUGGAAUUGAUGCAGAUUUAUUAGGAACAGACAAAAGUUUGGAAAUGGAUGUUGAAAGCCCUGAAGGUAUUUAUUUCAGCCUUGCUUUAUUGAACUUUUUCAAUUAGGAAGAACGAUUGACCCCCUCCCCCUCCCUUGUUGAGGACUUGCCUUUUCGUCUUAACCCUGAAGAAAUUGAAUUCCUCCUGAAGACUUCCACAGAUUAUGAAAAUGCCACUUAAGAAUUUCAGGACAAGGUGAGUUUCAUUAUAAAAAUUGUAUGAAUUCAAUCACAAUUUUGUUAAAAAUUCAAGCGUCACGCCAAAGAAUUCCCAUUUUCUUUCUCUACCCAUAGAAAAUCCCUGUUUUGAUGAGUAAUUUGCUGCUGAUUAUGAAUGGGACUGAAGGGGGUAAAAAAGAAAUAAUGCCUCUUUCAGUUGUUUAUUUAUUGAAAGGAAUAGAAAUGAUAUUUUUAAAACCACAAAACAUAAUUCUUCAAAGCUAUUUUACCUCCUGUUUAACUUCUGUCUAAUUAUGUAUAAAAACAUAUUGGUUUCAGAUUCAUCAUCUCCAGAUUCACCUAAUACUGCCAUUGAAGGUCAGACCAAAGAAACUUUUGAACCAUCAACUGAUCAGAAACCUAAAGGUGUUACUGUCUCCAACAUCCCAAAGUUAGUUGACAAUAAGAGAAGGCACAUGGAGAAAACCCUAUCCCAGGCACAACGAGACCAGCUGUUGAUGAAUACUGCCAAAGAAGACCUUCUUAUGAAGAGAGAAAUGGUGAAGUGUUUUGAACAAUCAAACAAAUCAUUGGAAGACUCCAUAUCCAAAAUGACCACCUGUUUAGCAUCUCUUGGAGAUGGUAUUGCCAAAGGGAUGCAAAUGAUGGCAAUGGCCUUGUCUGCUCAACCCCCUAACAGUACUGCACAUCCUGCACCUCGUGCACCUCAAGUAUACCCUCAUAUUAAUACAUACAAUGGGUUUCCAACACCAUUUGCAUAUGAAAACAUUUACACUCUAAACAGAAGUUAUGUACCUCCCCAUUUUACCAGAAUUGACAGUGAAGAAGUGGCACAGUCCACCAAUGUACGCGGACCAAUUUUGGGUGCCAGUCAGACACCAAAAGAAGAUAACAGCCGUGGGUGUUAG